GCGCGGGCGCGACGGGAGCGGCCUCUCGCGCGUCCUCCCCGGGCCGGCCCCCAGCCCGCCCUCGACCCGCCCGGGCGCGAGUGCGGCGGGUUCCGGGUCCUGUGACCGGCCGGACAAGGCGGCGGAGCGCGGAGGGCGGGCCGGCGGGCCUCGGGGGAGUUUCCGCGGCCGCGUCUGGGCGGCCCCGAGGGCGCGGCGGGGGAGCCGCGCGGAGCCCAGCGCAGCCCGAGCCGCGGCGCCCAUGGCGGGCGGGGGAGCCGGGGACUCCGGGGCGGCCGCCGCCGCCACCGGGGCGCCCGAGACCCGCGAGCACCUCUUUAAGGUGCUGGUCAUCGGCGAGCUCGGCGUGGGCAAGACCAGCAUCAUCAAGCGCUACGUCCACCAGCUCUUCUCCCAGCACUACCGGGCCACCAUCGGCGUGGACUUCGCCCUGAAGGUCCUCAACUGGGACAGCAGGACACUGGUGCGCCUGCAGCUGUGGGACAUCGCGGGGCAGGAGCGGUUUGGCAACAUGACCCGGGUAUAUUACAAGGAAGCUGUUGGUGCUUUUGUAGUCUUUGAUAUAUCCAGAGGCUCCACCUUUGAGGCCGUCUUGAAGUGGAAAAGUGAUCUGGAUAGUAAAGUCCAUCUUCCCAGUGGCAGCCCUAUUCCUGCUGUCCUCUUAGCUAACAAGUGUGACCAGAAGAGGGAUGCUGGCCAGAGUCCUCCCCAGAUGGACCAGUUCUGCAAAGACCAUGGCUUCACUGGCUGGUUUGAAACCUCUGCCAAGGAUAACAUAAACAUAGACGAAGCCGCCCGGUUCCUAGUGGAGAAUAUUCUCAUGAACCACCAAAGCUUUUCUAGUGAAGAAAAUGACGAGGGCAUCAUUAAACUGGAUCCGAAGAGCGUGACCGAAGCACGCAGAUCCCAGUGCUGCUGACCUGGCUUCUGGUUCUCAGGUGCCCGCCUCCGUCCUGAGCACGUGCCCACAAAUGACCAGACCUCUGCACUGUCAACCCACCACGGUGCACUUCACAGUGCAGCUCCACAGGGCCUUUGAAAGUGGAACGGUGGAGAAGUGUCCUUGCUAGUGGCCCUGGAGCUGCAUAGAUGACCCCUACCUAGGCUUUGGUUGUCGUUGCCAACAUCUGCAGAUCCUGUUUACAUCCUUUUAAACUGCUCUGUAAAUGAUUCUAAGUGGUAGCUCUUCCUGUAAGCACUGGGGGUGGUAAUAAAGCUUCCCUGUGGUGUUCCA
Messenger RNA from Sciurus carolinensis (gray squirrel), 1234 nucleotides. It is a transcript of the gene Rab32, whose product is annotated as RAB32, member RAS oncogene family. The coding region runs from base 242 to 919 and encodes 225 amino acids. Gene Ontology annotation, molecular function: GTPase activity; GTP binding. The record is from RefSeq and is a predicted model, not a curated record. Gene Ontology annotation, cellular component: phagocytic vesicle; endomembrane system; melanosome. NCBI's taxonomy places the organism in Eukaryota, Metazoa, Chordata, Mammalia, Rodentia, Sciuridae. The transcript is spliced from 3 exons. Gene Ontology annotation, biological process: endosome to lysosome transport; melanosome organization; phagosome-lysosome fusion.